Tuber aestivum (summer truffle) is the source of this 711-nucleotide messenger RNA. Lineage: Eukaryota; Fungi; Ascomycota; Pezizomycetes; Pezizales; Tuberaceae. The record is from the annotation of a GenBank genome assembly.
AUGUCUCUUAAUCGUUCUCUCCCACGCAAUGUGCUCUUUUACGAUGCUACCAAUCCUGACGAGUCUCUUGGGGGGCUUGUCCAGAAUGGGUCUAUAACUGAGACAAACUUUCUCGACAUCCUCGGGAUCCUGCUUGUGGUUAACGGAAGUCCUCUCCGUGUUGAGGGGAGGGGAUCAAACCAUAUAGUAUCUAGAACGGAUGUGCCUCUUCCAGCGGGGGUAUACGAUAUUCAUUGCGAGGGUAUGUGCUAUAUUUCCCUCAUUUGAAAGUCCCCGACAUGUUUUAGCACCAAAAUACGGGGGCAAAAAUUGUGUGGCAAAUUGUCUGUGGACCCGAGCAUCGGUACCAAAUUCAGUUUCACGUUCGGGUUCUUCAUACUGGGAUCUGUACUAGGCGGCCCAAUUGCUAACUUUGCCAGCCUCUAUCCAAGUCAGUGAUGAGCCUUGGAUAUCCCGGAUGAUUUCCCAUAAUGUCACCGGUAGGGAAGAUCGAUUCCGCCAUGAAAUUCGCAAUCGGGACAACAAAUGUGUUCUUUCAGGACUUACAAAUACUGAAAUCCUUAUCCAGGCCAAUAACUGGAGUGGUUUCCAAGCUGCCCAUAUUUUUCCUCUCGAGCACGAAAGUUUAUGGAUUCGGUUUAAUUAUGGGCGAUGGAUCACAGACAUGGACAAUACUCCUGGAUCCUCGAAGAUCAACUCAUGUCAAAAUGG